This is a messenger RNA of Ilyonectria robusta, 495 nucleotides long. RefSeq lists its product as uncharacterized. NCBI's taxonomy places the organism in Eukaryota, Fungi, Ascomycota, Sordariomycetes, Hypocreales, Nectriaceae. Bases 1 to 495 code for a protein of 164 amino acids. The transcript has 2 exons. The record is from RefSeq and is a predicted model, not a curated record.
AUGGAGUCAUUUAAUCAGUGCAGGCGAGGAAUCACUAUAUUUGACCGCGUCCUGCGUUUCUAUAGAACAUUUGAUGCUAUCGCAGCUUCACCUGCUAUUGUUUCCUCAAUAAUUAUGAUAUUCAGCGGGGUUCAGGACCAUCAGAAGACUGCUAUAAUCCAAAUAGCAGCAGCAUUACUUGCUAGCUCUGUGGUAAUGAGUUUAAUCGCUAUAACACUCGCUAAGAUGCUCCUGUUCAGGUUCGAGGGCCAUCAACACUCGACUGAGAGAGAAUCAGCAAUUCUAUGGAUUCCAACUAUUUUAGUCGAUAUCAGUAUUAUCGAGGUUCUCGCUGGUCUCGUUUUCUGGAUUGCGGAUAGUUAUCCCAUCUGGGUUACUCUAUUGAUUGGUGUGGAGGCUCUCGCACUCUUGGUCGGCCUAAUAGCUCUGGCUUGGAAGAUGUGGGCAGAAGGGCUCGCACUGCGGCCAUCCAAUCUCGAUAAGUCUGGAGCUUAG